GCCGCCGCAGUCGUCCUCGUCGCUGUCCCCCGCAGACGCCGAGCCCCGCGAGCCCGGGGCGCGCAGACAUGGGCGGCCGCAGCAGAGCUCACUGGGUGGCCACGGGACUGGGCGUCCUAGGGCUGCUCCUCGCCGCGCUGGGCGCUGUCAUGAUGGUCAUGGUGCCCUCGCUCAUCAAGCAGCAGGUUCUUAAGAAUGUGCGCAUUGAUCCCAACAGCCUGUCCUUCAGCAUGUGGAAGGAGAUCCCUGUCCCCUUCUACCUCUCUGUUUACUUCUUUCACGUGAGCAACCCCGAUGAGAUCCUGAAGGGCGAGAAGCCACAGGUGGAGGAGCGUGGACCCUAUGUGUACAGGGAGUUCAGACAUAAGACCAACAUCACUUUCAACCCCAAUGACACAGUGUCCUUCGUGGAGUUCCGAAGCUUCCAGUUCCAGCCAGACAAGUCCAAGGGCUCAGAGAAUGACUACAUUGUCUUGCCCAACGUGCUGGUCCUGGGGGCAGCAGUGAUGAUGGAAAACCAGCCCAUGAGCCUAAAACUGUUCCUGACCUUGGCACUGACCACCAUGGGCCAGCGUGCCUUCAUGAACCGCACAGUGGGAGAGAUCAUGUGGGGCUACGAGGACCCCUUUGUUAAUCUCAUCUCUAAGUACUACCCAGACAUGUUCCCCAUCAAGGGCAAGUUCGGGCUGUUUGCUGGGAUGAACAACUCGUACUCCGGGGUCUUCACCGUGUUCACAGGGGUCCAGAACUUCAGCAGAAUCCACCUCGUGGACAAGUGGAACGGUCUCACCAAGGUCAACUAUUGGCGUUCUGAUCAGUGCAAUAUGAUUAAUGGAACUUCUGGGCAGAUGUGGGCACCAUUCAUGACUCCCAAAUACUCAUUGGAAUUCUACAGCCCCGAUGCCUGCAGAUCCAUGAAGCUCGUCUAUCAUGAGUCAAGGGUGUUUGAAGGCAUCCCCACCUAUCGCUUCGUGGCUCCCAAAACCCUGUUUGCCAACGGGUCUGUCUACCCACCUAACGAAGGCUUCUGCCCAUGCCUCGAGUCCGGCAUCCAGAACGUCAGCUCCUGCAGGUCAGGUGCACCCCUGUUUCUCUCCCACCCUCACUUCUACAACGCUGACCCCACGUUGUCAGAAGCUGUGCUCGGCCUGCGACCUGACCCCAAGGAGCAUUCCUUGUUUCUGGACGUCCACCCGGUCACCGGGAUCCCCAUGAACUGCUCUGUGAAGCUGCAGCUCAGCCUCUACAUGAAGUCUGUCAAGGGCAUCGGGCAAACUGGGAAGAUACAGCCAGUGGUCCUGCCUCUGCUGUGGUUUGGUCAGAGUGGAGCCAUGCAGGGUGAGCCGCUGCACACGUUCUACACGCAGCUGGUGCUGAUGCCCACGGUGCUGCACUACGCCCAGUAUGUGCUGCUGGCGCUGGGUGGCCUGCUGCUGCUCGUGCCCGUCAUCUUCCUGAUUCGCAGCCAGGAACCCCAAGACAUCAUGUGCCAGCCAAGCCUGGUGACUCAGUCAGACUGGCCCCCCAGCCCCCAUGCCCCACUUCUUGAAGACUCUCUCAGUGGGCAGCCUGACAGUCCCACAACCUGAGCCCCCGGGUGUCACAUGUACCUGACUGUACAGCACACGUGUGUUGAGGCAUGUGCAAAAGCCACUCAGGGAUGGAGCUGUUGCUGAGUGCACCCAAAGAGGCAAGGCUGCAAGCAGUCUGUCUCCAAAUGACGCCCGCGCCUCACCCAGGAGCCCUGCCUGGGAGGACCCCAGCCUGGCCCAUGGCCCACCCACUGCUCCUGUUUCCUUGUCAGCUCUGAACACUGCCAUGCCCCGCUGAGCAGGCCUGUCACUCCCAGGGGCCUGGUGCUGUCCUGGGAGGCAGGCUGGCAUGAGGCAGUCUCCUGUGCCAAAGCCAGGUCUAAGAGGUGCUCCGUUGUCCCUACCCCGUGGGACUCUGAUGUCCCUUAGUCCACACAAGUUCUGUGGCAGUGACUGGACUCUUCUUUCAGCCUCCACUGAAGUUACUUGCUCAGUGAGCUGGCCACUUGUGGCUGUGGUGGCAGGUCCUUCUCCAAGCUCCCCUCAGUCCCCUGCUUUCAGGUGCCAGGUCAGAGGUGGAAGCAUGGGACCUGGUCCAGUGGCCCAGCAUGUCUCCGCCCUGGGGGGCUGGGAAGACCACCUCCUGGUUUAUGUCCCUGGGGUAAGCCUCUGUCCCUUUUCUACUGGAAAGAGAAAUGAAUUUUAUCAUCUUUUAAAAGUAACUCACAAUUUAAGCAAUAAACAUUUUUAUGAAUUGAA
Molecule: messenger RNA, 2291 nt
Organism: Jaculus jaculus (lesser Egyptian jerboa)
Lineage: Eukaryota; Metazoa; Chordata; Mammalia; Rodentia; Dipodidae
Gene: Scarb1
Product: scavenger receptor class B member 1
Exons: 12
Coding region: 69-1589 (506 amino acids)
Biological process (GO): cholesterol import; cholesterol efflux; plasma lipoprotein particle clearance
Cellular component (GO): caveola; cytoplasm
Molecular function (GO): low-density lipoprotein particle binding; lipid binding; scavenger receptor activity
Source: RefSeq, a predicted model, not a curated record